Volvox carteri f. nagariensis is the source of this 1102-nucleotide messenger RNA. RefSeq lists its product as uncharacterized. NCBI's taxonomy places the organism in Eukaryota, Viridiplantae, Chlorophyta, Chlorophyceae, Chlamydomonadales, Volvocaceae. The record is from RefSeq and is a predicted model, not a curated record. The coding region runs from base 16 to 384 and encodes 122 amino acids. The transcript has 4 exons.
UUUUAAAAGUAAAGAAUGUCCACCUCUAUUAUCAGUCUACGCCCAGAACAAAAGAACUUGACGCUUACCGUCAAGGUCGUCGAUGCUACAACUGUGAUGAGCCGGCAACGAGGGCCCAAAGCGCCCGCUGUGAAAGUAGCAGAAUGCCUUGUGGCUGACAGCACAGGAGUCAUCGUAUUUGUGGCGCGAAAUGAGCAAGUGGACGUGGCACAAAAGGGAGCAACGAUCACCUUGAAAGGAGCAAAAGUGGACAUGUUCCGUGGAUCAAUGCGGCUCUCUGUGGAGGGCGGGCAGGUGGAGGCCGGAGGUGAUCUACAAGGGCCAGUUAACACGUCAAAUAACAUGUCCCUUCUGGAGUUUGAGCUCGUCACCGUUGGGGCUUAGGCGGAGGUGGAAGGUCCGAGUAGCAAGCCUGUGGUUCGAGCUUGAGGGUAGCCAUCCUGUGAGGGAGCAUCAGCGUAUGCAACUGAUGCAGUGUCCUGAUGGUGACUGGGAAGGUUGCUGGGGUGACCGCUUGGAUCGUAACCACCCCAGGAACAAGCCCCUGACCCGAGGAACAAGGCGCGUGUUCCGAGCACUAGUAUGGGAGUGAGGGAACGAGUGGCAAGUACUAGACCUUGCGUACUCGUCACGUUUAGAAUAAGGGCGAUGCCGUGGGAUAAUCUGUAUGGAAAGAGUAUCCCGUCUGAACUACGACUGGAUUGCACUUGAGAGGUUACGGCAGCAAUCCUCUGACUGCUGUUUUGCCAUGAGAGCUUCCGUUUUGCAUUUGGCGCGGUCUGCCAGCUGCGGAGAGUUCGUCUUGGAAACCAUGAAGUAGUUUUCGUUACCAAGGAGGCUUUUGAUGGGACUCCUGUCCCGCCCUGCAAAGGGAGCUGAAGAUGCACUGCUAUGAAGUUGGUUGCCGCAUCGACCAACAUAAUGCCCUUCAUGCCUUAAGCAUAUCAGGACACAGUUGUUAGUGGAGGUCUCCGUGGGUCGUUUGACGGAUUUGAUUGGCUCUUUCCGAGGCCACCGAAAUGACAAUGCUGUAUCGGUUUUGACGGUGUUAAACCAGUGGCGGAAUAUGCCUCUUCUAAUCUUGUAUCAUUUCUGUUUCGGA